Phaedon cochleariae (mustard beetle) is the source of this 990-nucleotide messenger RNA. NCBI's taxonomy places the organism in Eukaryota, Metazoa, Arthropoda, Insecta, Coleoptera, Chrysomelidae. The record is from the annotation of a GenBank genome assembly.
AUGGAAAUUGAGAUCCAGAUAGAAAUUUCUGAAAUAAUUCAAGGCGUUUUAAUUCCAGGUGAACGAACGAAGUCUUGGCCAGAAAUGCAAGGAAACGUGACUUGUGUUCUGCAUGUCGACAAAAUUCCGGUAGAUUCAGAAACAUUCCGGGAUCCAGCAACUGCACUCGACACGAGCCAAUAUCGGCAAGCAGGCAAUAUCAAUAUCUCGGUGGCCGAUUCGGUCGCAUUUGUUUUUGUUAUGAGGGUGCUUUUGCAUAGCCGCCCAAUGCCCAAUAAUAUAUUCCGAGCCGAGAGGCCAGAUCGAUACGUUUACACCAGAGACGAUCAAUUAAACCUGAACAUUUGGUACCAGCCAACGUACUAUAAGGAAGAUUUGGGUCCCAACACCAACAAAGCUUUUGGCUCCGACGGAAUCCCACCGAUUGUUCUCAAGAAAUGUGCUCCCGAACUAACACAUGUUCUCUGCAAGUUGUUCAACUACUCUUACAAGUUGGGGAUAUUCCCGUCCAACUGGAACUACUCUUACAAGUUGGGGAUAUUCCCGUCCAACUGGAAAAUUGCAAGAGUACAACCAGUUCCUAGAAAAGGCAAAAAGACCCUACCUAGCAACUACAGACCGAUCGCACUGCUAUCUAUCAUUUCAAAGAUGCCUCGCUCACAAACUCACUCACAUCUCUGGAACACCGUAGAAAAGUUGGCGAUAUGGCUCUAUUUUAUAGAUGGACGAUGCUCUUCUGAAAUAUUAACAAUUGUUCCUCCCUUGGAAGUCCCCGCGAGAUUGACCCGUCGAGUUGAGGCUUCGCGCCCCUUCGUGGUCACUUUGGAGACCUGCAGAACAUCUCUUUCCAAAAACUCGUUCAUCCAACUAACAGCGAGGCUCUGGAACACAUUGCCAAAGGAUGUGUUCCCCGAGGCAUAUAACCUCCAGAAAUUCAAGAAGAAUACCAAUUCCUACCUUAUUUCCCUUGGUGCUCACGAUGUUCUCUGA